Salvelinus fontinalis (brook trout) is the source of this 2089-nucleotide messenger RNA. RefSeq names its product cholinergic receptor, nicotinic, beta 1 (muscle) like (gene chrnb1l). Gene Ontology annotation, molecular function: transmembrane signaling receptor activity; acetylcholine-gated monoatomic cation-selective channel activity. The transcript has 11 exons. The coding region runs from base 241 to 1746 and encodes 501 amino acids. Lineage: Eukaryota; Metazoa; Chordata; Actinopteri; Salmoniformes; Salmonidae. The record is from RefSeq and is a predicted model, not a curated record. Gene Ontology annotation, cellular component: postsynaptic membrane; synapse; neuron projection. Gene Ontology annotation, biological process: signal transduction; regulation of membrane potential; monoatomic ion transmembrane transport.
UAGCGGCUGUGUUGGCCUGUUUAAUGCUCUGGACCUGGAUACGUGUGUGUUAACGAUUAGUGACUUGGUUGGACUAUCCAGGUUCCUGCUAAAGGUGGUUAGAGUGCCCACUCAUUGGAAGAGUGGGUACGGUUGGUGGCUAAGGUCGGUACGGCCCUACGGUACAGUUUGGUUGGUUUGUUGGUUGCCAGGUGAAGGGGCAAGACGGUGUGGGUACUUGUGGUCUGAGGGGUUCUGAGGAUGACUAUGAGGAUGAAGAUGGGAAAGAGGAUUGACCUUUUCCUGUGGGUGGUGUCUGCUUGCCUCUGCCUCACUCUCACUGGUGCGUCAGAGACAGAGAGGCUGCUUCACCAGAAGAUCUUCCAGAACUACAACCUGAAGGUCCGGCCAGCUAAACAAUGGGAGGAGAAAGUCCAGGUCCGCGUGGGGAUGACCCUCUCCCAGCUCGUCAGCCUGAAUGAGAAGAACGAGGAGAUGACAACCAAUGUGUUCAUGAAUAUGGCGUGGACCGACUACAGAUUAUCAUGGAAUCCAGAGGAUUACGAUAAUAUAGAUGUCCUCAGGAUUCCUCCCAACAAGGUGUGGCGGCCAGAUAUCUACCUCAUCAACAAUAAUGAUGGUCAGUUUGACGUGGCUCUGUAUGUCAACGUGCUGGUCUACAGUGAUGGGACAGUCAACUGGCUGCCUCCUGCUAUCUACCGCAGCAGCUGCCCUAUAGAGGUGGCGUACUUUCCGUUUGACUGGCAGAACUGCACCAUGGUGUUCCGCUCCUACACCUACGACUCAUCAGAGGUGGACCUGCAGUAUGCCCUGGAUGAGAAAGGAGAGGAAAUACAUGAGAUUAUCAUAGAUGAGAACACCUUCACUGAGAACGGGGAGUGGGCGAUCUGCCAUAAGCCCAGCAGAAAGAACGUGAACCCCGAGGACCUGUAUGAAGACAUCACCUUCUAUCUUAUCAUCGAGAGGAAGCCUCUCUUCUACGUCGUUAACAUCAUCGUGCCCUGCAUCCUCACCAUGGUCCUGGCCAUCUUUGUCUUCUAUCUACCACCUGGCGCAUGUGAGAAGAUGACCCUGUCUAUCUCUGUCCUCAUCGCUCUCACUGUGUUCAUGCUACUGCUGGCUGACAAGGUCCCCGAGACCUCCCUGGCCAUCCCUCUUAUUGUUAACUAUGUCAUGUUCACCAUGAUCCUGGUCACCUUCUCAGUCAUCCUCAGUGUGGUGGUCCUCAACUUGCACCAUCGGACCCCCUACACACACAUUAUGCCCCCUUGGGUGCGCAAGGUGUUCAUCCACUUCCUGCCGAAGUACCUGGGCAUGCAGAGGCCCCACCCAGAGGAGCCUUUGGAGGAGGAGCCUAGUGAUGACACGCCCAUCCAGAGCAUCGACGGACGCAGGCCGGGGGGAGAGUACUUCUUCAGGAAGAUCAACCCUGAACUGGUCCUACCCUGGAGAGGCAGGAGUGAGAGUACAGUACAGCUCCAGAGGUUCUUUGACAGUGACAACUACUGUCUGAUCCUCCCCCCGGACCUCAAGUCAGCCAUCGCUGCCGUCACGUACAUGGCUGAGCAGCUGAAGAAGCAGGAUGGCACCGACUCGGAGACAGGAGACUGGCAGUACAUAGCCAUCGUGGUGGACAGGCUGUUCCUGUGGCUGUUUGUCAUCAUCACUACUCUGGGGACUCUGGCCAUGUUCAUGGACGCCAAACUCAACUACACCCCAGACAAACCUUUCCCCCUGAGAACGUAGUCCAUUCACACACCCCAGCACAGCCACUCUGGUGCUCACAAGGGAUUACAAGAACUACACUUCCCAUAAUUCCAUAGCUGAGUACCAACUUCUUUGAUAUGACUAGGACCAGAGGUUUCCUCAGGUAAAACUCAGUGUUCUAUUUAUAAUGUAUAAUGUAUUGUCAAGGAUGACACAGUACCAUAUACUUUUAUAUGAAUACUGUAGUCCCCUUCUCUGAUCUUGCUCCUUUAUGAAAGCAAUAGAAACUAAUAUAGACGGUUUAUAGAUUAGCAUCGAUUUAAAUGGGACAAAUACAUUAUUCAUAUACAGUACCAGUCAAAAGUUUGGACACACCUACUCA